AUGGACAAGAAUUACAUUGCCAUAGCUGCAUACAGUGGCGAUCAUUGGGAUUCUGUAUUUUGUUCAGCUGGCGGGGUGAGCAUUUCAAAUAUCUACCCGAAAUGUACGUUCAAAAGUCAGGUGGCUCAUUCGUUUGAUGAAUCCGCCACCCAACACAAUUUUUUCCCACCCUUCCUUUUCUCCCCCCACCACCUCCUACACCCCUCAACCUCUCGACAUCGUCUAACCGCAUCGUUUCGGUAG
Molecule: messenger RNA, 243 nt
Organism: Laccaria bicolor S238N-H82
Lineage: Eukaryota; Fungi; Basidiomycota; Agaricomycetes; Agaricales; Hydnangiaceae
Exons: 1
Coding region: 1-243 (80 amino acids)
Source: RefSeq, a predicted model, not a curated record